Messenger RNA from Aureobasidium namibiae CBS 147.97, 405 nucleotides. Its product is annotated as dynein light chain, cytosolic. Gene Ontology annotation, biological process: microtubule-based movement. The record is from RefSeq and is a predicted model, not a curated record. Lineage: Eukaryota; Fungi; Ascomycota; Dothideomycetes; Dothideales; Saccotheciaceae. The coding region runs from base 1 to 405 and encodes 134 amino acids. The transcript has 4 exons. Gene Ontology annotation, cellular component: cytoplasm; cytoplasmic dynein complex. Gene Ontology annotation, molecular function: dynein intermediate chain binding.
AUGUCCACCUGCCCAGUCACCGAAACCCGCCUCAGCCAGAUUGCUGCCGACGCUUGCACCAACGCUUUCAGCAGCGCUACCACAUACAACCACGCCCAAACCGAGCAAUGGAACUCCGAUAUCAUUAAAUCCAUCCUGACCGCUCUCAUCUCCGAAUCAAAGGGCGAGGUCCAGUACAAGUUUGCCGUAAACUCCACCAUCAUCCAGCACUUGACCGACCCACGUCCCGCUGGCUCCGACGCCGCUACAGCUCCCACCACCGCCACCGUUGGUCGCCGCGGAAUGCACUCGGCCACUGGCGCAUACUGGAACACCGAGAAGGACGGCAUCUGGAACUACAAGUACGAGGGCGGUGAGGCCAAGGGUAUGGAUGUUGUCGUCUGCGUCAUGUGGGUUGCCAACUGA